AUGGCAGUAUCAAAGUACAAGUUGUCUGCCUCUUUAAUUGGCCAUGAAGAUGAUGUUAAGAGCAUUGCAGUCACGCGAGAUGGGGAGGUAGUGUCAGUUUCUCGAGACUGUACUGUUAGAAAAUGGAUCAGGGACCCUACCUCUCCAGGUACCUGGCAUCAAAAUGUUUUGUACAAAGAUGAAAAAUAUCUCAAUGCCGUUUCUAGCAACAGCAGUGGUGAUAAAGUUAUAUUUGGUGGUCAAUCCAAAGCCGUUGUCUCCUUAGAUAAUGUCACGGUACAUGGAACUGCUGCCACUACGACUUUGGGCUCUCAUGACGGUAACGUGUGUACAUUAGCUGUGGGCCACGGGUUGAUUGUGAGUGGCAGCUGGGACUCAACUGCCAGAGUUUGGAGCAUUGAAUCAGGCAAGCCACUUUACACAUUAGAGGGUCAUCAGGCUUCUGUCUGGGCUGUUCUGAUUAUCAGUGAUACUCGUCUUAUCACUGCUGCCGCUGAUAAAAAUAUUUUUCUGUGGGAAAACGGCAAAAAGAUUGGGUCAAUUAACUCUGCUCAUGAUGAUGCUAUCCGCGGUCUCUGCAGGUUGAACAGUGAUACAUUUGCUUCAUGUUCAAAUGAUACUACGAUCAAGAUAUGGUCGCUUGAUAGUUUUGCUAGUCAAAGUGCACCAUCAGCGCUCUUGACAUUAACAGGCCAUUCAAGCUUUAUUUAUACGAUAUCUAGUAAUGGCAAGACUUUACUCAGUGGAGGUGAAGAUCGAUCAUUGCGAGUGUGGGACCUAACAAGCAAUGAGUGUAUACAGGUCAUUACGCUUCCAAGUACUUCUGUGUGGUCAGUCGCAUAUUUGAACGAAACUGAUGUUUUGGCGGCUGGAAGUGAUAAUAUCAUCCGAGUGUUUUCCAGAGAUCCAGAAAAGUGGGCUUCAGAAGAUGAAUUAAAGCAUUUGGAACAAGCAGUUGCUUCAACAGGACUGGGAAAAGACCAAACAGGCGGUAAAAUCGAUGAAUCCCAAAUCAGCGACGCUAAGGUCUUGACCCAACCAGGGACGAAAGAGGGACAGGUCGUCAUGGUCCGUGGUGGGUCUGGUGGUCCUGGUGCUCCUAUUGAAGCGCACCAAUGGAGUACUGGUAUGUGGGUUAAGAUUGGAGAAGUGGUCGACUCGGCGACAUCUGGUAAGAAGACUCUAUAUGAAGGCGUUGAGUACGAUUAUGUUUUUGAUGUGGAUAUCAGAGAAGGGGUUCCUCCUCUAAAAUUACCUUAUAAUCUAACUCAGAAUCCUUACGAAGUAGCGCAAUCAUUUGUUGAAAAGUAUGAGCUUUCACCUGGGUAUGUUGAUGAAGUUGCCAAGUUCCUUAUCGCUAAUACUGAAACUGUUGACUUGACAUCACAGCCAGCUCAGGAUCCUUAUUCUUCCGGUAGAUACAUACCUGGUGGCGGCCAUGCGCAGAGUAGUAACUCGGCUCAGACAGCAAUUUCGAAAUCCAGUGAGUCUACUGCAGACCUCCAUAUUCUACCGUUUACGGAAACUGUUUCAUUAGUAUCAUAUUCACCCGAUCCAAUUAUUAGGGCCCUUAGGACUAAUAAUGACAAGUACUCCUCUGGAAAAUUGAGUCCCGCGGAACUUGCGUCAAUUGAAAAUACACUUAAAUCAGGCAUUACACCGGAAUCCGCUCAAGAGAUAUUUCGCUAUUUUGUUAAAAUUGAACAGUCGUGGACUGGUUCGCGGGAUGACCUUCUUCCUGCGUUAGACAUCCUGCGUAUCAUUGUUCCUUCUCUCAAUGUUCCACCAGUAUCACUGGUGCAGACCGUGUUUAACAAUAUGGACCCCGACUCAAUAAAAACGACCCUGUUAGCCACCCGUGUGAUUGUUAAUCUGUUUACAACUCCAGCGGGCCUCAAGCUCGCUCUGAACCCUCAAAUUAGGGAGAAUGCUCUUGAGAUUCUCUCGCCUAUUGUCAGAGAUAACAAAUCGACGAAACCCUUGAAUUUAGCCAUAGCUACGCUUCUUCUUAACUACUCAUCUGCGACGACAGACCCCAAUUCAGGUUUUGAAUUGCUAACAGCUAUUGGUGCUUUCAAGUCCACCACAACCCCACUAGACUCGGAAACAGCAUACCGACUACUGCUUGCUUUGGGAACUACGCUUACAAAUGCUAUAACUGCAUCAGCCACUAUUAAAGAUGCUGCUAUUAAUCUGGACCUUUUAGAAUGGGCAAAGCAACUUGCGAAACAACUUGAAGAGUCACGAAUUAAUGAUCUACUUGUCGAGCUAUCUACUGUCUUGUCAUAA
This is a messenger RNA of Sugiyamaella lignohabitans, 2289 nucleotides long. RefSeq names its product Doa1p (gene DOA1). Gene Ontology annotation, molecular function: ubiquitin binding. The record is from RefSeq and is a predicted model, not a curated record. The transcript has a single exon. Gene Ontology annotation, cellular component: nucleus; cytoplasm. Gene Ontology annotation, biological process: ubiquitin recycling; proteasome-mediated ubiquitin-dependent protein catabolic process. Lineage: Eukaryota; Fungi; Ascomycota; Dipodascomycetes; Dipodascales; Trichomonascaceae. Bases 1 to 2289 code for a protein of 762 amino acids.